Molecule: messenger RNA, 2104 nt
Organism: Bemisia tabaci
Lineage: Eukaryota; Metazoa; Arthropoda; Insecta; Hemiptera; Aleyrodidae
Source: RefSeq, a predicted model, not a curated record
AAGAGACAAAAAGUUAUUGAGUGUAAAAAAACAGACACUGUUGUGAAUGCGGAAAAGACGGUUGCAUGGCAAGAUGUGACCAAUGAGUUCAACGCCCACCUCACCCCUGAAGAUGGACCACGGACCCUUGUUCAGCUGAAAGGCAAGUGGAAGCAAAUGAAACGUGAUGUCGGGAAAGUCAUACGACGAGUCUACGAGGAUCUCGCUCCCGCAGGCGGACUGCGUUCCUGAAGUCACAACGGGACGCGAGAGAAGAAGUUUGUGGGUUGCUCGGGACAGCUGGUCUGCUAUUUGGAGGAUCAGGGCGCCCGCGACAGGGAUUCCGAUGUCACUCAGAGUGGAUGCAGAGAUCGAGGCAAGGAAAGCAGGAGAGAUUAAGCCGAAAGGCUUAUAUUUCGUAAGGAUAAAGAUCAAAAAAGGUCUUACUUACAUGGAAGACUUACGGACUAUGCGCCCUUGGUUGAAACUACUCAGACCUAAAGAGUAUGGCCGGCUGAAGAAGGAAGGAGAAUUAAAGCUGGAGAACGAGGAAAGGGGACUGAUGGAGCUUGCUGUGAGUCUGACAAAAGCUGAGUUCAUUCUCUGGUUCAAACUGAGACAGAUAAUGCCAACAAAGCUGGACCACACCCUAUCACCUGCGGCGUCUGUAGCCAGCCUUUUGGACAUUACAGAGGAUGAGCUGGAGAGGCUGGCAGAGGAGCGACAACAGCGAAAAGCGGAGGUGCCCCCAACGGUCGGACAACAGCUGCCACCUUCCUAUGGAGAGGCGGUUACGGGUGCGCCUAAACUCUACCCUGAUUUAAGCAUGGUUGACGACACUGCGGAAAUGGAACACCAGGGGAACCAAAACGGCGAAUCAGCCAAAAAUAAUAGUGCACCUACAGUGCCCUAUCCUGCGGCGGCUCCUCGAACAAGUUUGGCAAGAAGGACACUCUCUGGACUGAGGGUUAUAUACCCUAACGCAGAAGACUACUCCACUUUGGGGAAGCAGGCCACCCCGGAAAUCGUUAGGACCCCCGCCACUCCCCCGGAGAGGAAAGUGGAGACUUUCCACCCCGCUGGGGCGGAUCUCAGGAGGUCUCUGGUAUUGGAAGGAACGGAACUUUAUCUCGCGGUUGACGACGUUGGGGACGCGACACGGCUCUGGAUGCCCUUGUCUUCGGUGUCCAAGCUGAUGAGUCAGCGUUACGGCCUCGAUGGGAGUGCACCGGAGAGAUUAAUAGUUGAGCUAGCAAAGAGGGGUUUUGCAUACGACUAUUCCAACGUAGAUAAUGCAAGAACAGCCUUAAAGCACAUAAUUUUAAUACGGAAAAACAAAAAAAACAGUCUGAGCACGUUAUAUCCUCUACUGAACUCCCGACAAUACAGGAAUCGUCGACAAGCUCAGCAACAUCGGCAAAAGCACCCGGAACCCACCGAUGUUCGUAUUGGCACCGCCUGUCCUUGCUGCUAUCGCGCUCACCUUUAAGGAGUCGUCAACUACGAUUUUUAGAACUUCUGAUCGCUGACUUAUGUCUUAUUGUUAGUGUUUAAUGAAUAUAAUUGCAGUGUAAAUAAUUAUCGACCAAAGAGGAGCUUCUCCGAACCCCCUCCCCUCACCCACUUGUAAUGUUUUAAGUUGCCUCUUGCAACACGAGCCCUUCUUCCCUAACCAGCAUUGCCCUCUCAGCCCUUCCCCAGGGUUUCGCGAUCAAGCCAGCCCCCCAUCGGUCCCCCGCCAGUAUACAACUGAAUAAUUCUUUUAUUCGAGUGAUUUUGCUAUUUACUGCCAUUAAGACUCAGGAGGAUAAUGGUGCCUCCCCUCAGAGUCCAGGAGUGCGCGACCCCUUCCGAGGCCGACGGCCACUGGCUGCAGCGCCCUAUCUGGGCUUCCUGCACUCACGCACUCCAGUGUACAAUUGAAUAAUUCUUUUAUUCGAGUGAUUUUGCUAUUUACUGCCAUUAAGACUCAGGAGGAUAAUGGUGCCUCCCCUCAGAGUCCAGGAGUGCGCGACCCCUUCCGAGGCCGACGGCCACUGGCUGCAGCAGCGCCCUAUCUGGGCUUCCUGCACUCACGCACUCCAGUAUACAAUUGAAUAAUUCUUUUAUUCGAGUGAUUUUGCUA